UAUUUUCUGUUAACCGCGAGCACGUAGGCACUUCCCAAGAUUUUCGUAAAAUUACGUGGCACGUCGGAGUCGAACAGGGCCGAAUUUGGUCCUCCGUUGUUCCGUUCUCGACGGCGUACACUUGGAUGAUAUUGUUGAAGCGGAGGGCGAGGGAGCGUGGCCAUUAUCGAGGAUUUGCUUGUGGGUAUCCGUGGCGAGGUGAGACGUCGAGAGGCGGCGAAAGGCGUCCCCCCUGCGUCGGGACGCGCGUCUCCCCGUGCACGGGACGGCCUAAGGCCGUAAGAGCGAGAUGCCCGAACCGCCGACGGCAUCCUUUACCACGAUGAAAAGUGAAUUAUGUCAGAAGCACUUAAUUGGUAGCCUUCAGUGAGCGAAGAUGAACAGCGAGCAGCAUGCGUUGCCAGCGACUACGCAGGCUCAACAAGAGGAUGUAAACGCGGGUCAAAGUGGUCGUCCUUCAUACCCAGGUGGUUUGGCUACUUCGACUGGCCUUGGCAAUGUGGGGAAUACCCCUCAUUCAUCCGCGGACCUGCGUGUAGGUACAGCCGUAGCGUUAGCCUCCUCGGUAGCUAAGUAUUGGGUCCUGACCAAUCUGUUUCCCGGACCGCUACCUCAGGUCUCGGUCUACCACCAUUCCCACCACAACUCCUCUCAUAGGAGCAGUGGAAGUGGGGAGGCAUCCUCCAAAGAGCCAGCCUCCUCUUUGAACCAGGAAAUGGCAUUGAACUCCAGUUCUCAUCAUCAGUCAACCUCUCAGUCGGCACAUCAUCACCAUCAACCUUCAGUUAGCAGUAGCAACCAUCAUGGCUCUAUGCAGUCCAACUCUCAGAUUCCAGUUUCUCUUCCUGGCCUUAAUCUAGACGGGGCGCAUAUCCCAGCGAGCGUUAGUCAUUUACAGGCAGCACACGCGCAAAUGCAACAACAAAUGCAGGCUCAACAGCAGCAGCUGCACCAGCAGCAACAACAGCAGCCACAGCAGCAGCAACAACAGCAGCAGCAAUCUCAUCACCAAAUGCAGAAUCAUCAAAAUGCACAGAACAAUGGACCGACCUCACAUAACCAGAACACUCAGCGGGACGACAACAAAGUCAAGGACGAAGGCAGCUGUACCACCGAACGCUGUAGCGAUAAUCAGGUUCACUGUCAAGUUCAAUGCGAUCUUCAGUUACAACCACCACAAGACUUACAACAGAGCUUAAUGCAACAGCAGCAGCAACAACAGCAGCAGCAGCAGCAGCAGAUCGGCGUGAAUAUAAGCGGGAAUUCUUCGACCGAGGGUAGCAGCCAGAAUAAUUCGGAGAAACCAGAGAAGGAAAAGGAGUUGCGGCAACUUAAUAUGACGCAAUUUCAAGUUCCAGACUUAAAACCAGGUGGUCAUAUGAUGGACGUCAGAACGGCGGAUGGUUCGGUGGUCAAAAUUAGUGCGGGAAAUGAACAAGACUUAGCUAAAACACUGGGUGUUGAAAUGGUACAAAACAUGUACAAGGUCAAUGUCGAAGAUAUUAACCAGCUUUUAGCGUAUCACGAAGUUUUCGGAAAAUUGCAAAGUGAAAUUGCAGCUGGUACUACUUUGGUAGGAAGUACAGUACCUACUCAAACAGUUACCACCAUUCAAAAUGGUACACCGUUAGUGCAGCAAGUUCAGUUGAAUAAGUUUGACAUAAAAACUAGCGAUGGUGAAGCAACACCGGGUCCAAGUGCAUCGCCAGUUUCGGUUGGCAGCCAUGCCUGUGAGAUAUGUGGAAAGAUAUUCCAGUUUCGUUACCAGCUUAUAGUACAUCGUAGAUAUCAUACAGAAAGGAAACCAUUCACGUGUCAGGUUUGUGGGAAGGCAUUCUCAAACGCAAACGAUCUAACGCGUCACGGAAAAUGUCACUUGGGUGGAUCGAUGUUUACAUGCACUGUAUGUUUUCACGUCUUCGCAAAUGCACCUUCGUUGGAGCGGCAUAUGAAAAGACAUGCUACCGACAAGCCUUACAACUGUACGGUGUGUGGCAAGAGUUUCGCAAGAAAAGAGCAUUUAGAUAAUCACACCCGAUGCCAUACAGGCGAAACACCAUACAGGUGCCAAUAUUGCUCGAAGACAUUUACCCGAAAAGAACACAUGGUAAAUCACGUGCGCAAACACACUGGUGAGACUCCACAUCGAUGUGAUAUUUGCAAGAAGAGCUUUACUCGCAAAGAACACUUUAUGAACCAUGUUAUGUGGCAUACAGGAGAAACCCCCCAUCAUUGUCAAGCCUGUGGCAAGAAGUAUACGCGCAAAGAGCACCUCGCUAACCACAUGCGUUCACACACCAAUGACACCCCAUUCCGCUGUGAGAUAUGCGGUAAGUCGUUUACGAGGAAGGAGCACUUCACGAACCACAUAAUGUGGCAUACGGGUGAGACGCCGCACCGCUGCGACUUCUGCUCGAAGACGUUCACUCGAAAGGAGCAUCUUCUCAACCACGUUCGCCAGCACACGGGUGAGUCUCCACACCGAUGCGGCUUCUGCUCCAAAUCGUUCACCAGAAAGGAACACCUUGUUAACCACAUCCGCCAACACACAGGGGAGACGCCCUUCCGUUGUCAGUACUGUCCAAAAGCAUUUACGCGGAAGGAUCAUCUGGUGAACCACGUCAGGCAGCACACGGGUGAGUCACCGCACAAGUGCCAGUAUUGCACCAAAUCCUUCACGAGGAAGGAACAUUUGACCAAUCACGUGCGUCAACAUACAGGCGAAUCGCCACAUCGAUGCCACUUCUGCUCAAAAUCAUUUACUCGUAAGGAGCACUUGACGAAUCAUGUACGAAUCCACACUGGCGAAUCUCCGCACAGAUGUGAAUUUUGUCAGAGGACGUUCACUAGGAAAGAACACCUCAAUAAUCAUCUCCGUCAACAUACCGGAGAUUCUUCGCAUUGUUGUAAUGUGUGUUCGAAACCAUUUACGAGAAAGGAACAUCUCGUAAAUCAUAUGCGCUGUCAUACCGGUGAACGUCCAUUCGUGUGCACGGAGUGCGGCAAAAGCUUCCCAUUGAAGGGUAACUUGCUCUUCCACAUGCGUUCGCAUAACAAAGGAAGCAACGCCGAGAGACCAUUCCGUUGCGAUCUCUGCCCCAAAGACUUCAUGUGUAAAGGACACUUGGUCUCUCACAGACGAUCCCAUUCGGACGAACGUCCACACAGCUGUCCAGAUUGCGGCAAGACUUUCGUUGAAAAAGGAAACAUGUUGAGACAUUUGCGAAAACACGCUGCCGAAGGGCCACCGACGCAGGUUAGCACACCGUCUGCUAUUCCACAAUCUGGAGUUUUACCUAUACCAACCGCAGCGGUUUUGGUUGGACAUCCAUUGGCACCACCAGCUCCACCAGUUGUCCCACAACAUACCGUGGUAGUACCAACACCACCUGGAGUUCUAACAUCUUAUUAAACCAAACUCGAAAAUAAGAAAACGUCAAGAGAAGAACCGUAACGGCGAUGGAGCUUUCUCAAGGUUGUUAUUAUCAGUGUGUUUGACGAAUACCGAGAGAGACUGUGUUCCAGGUGUUUAUGCAAACUCGAAAUCAUAAUCACAAGAACACAGUACUCUAUUUCUAUCUGUUUUUUCAUUUGGAAAGUGUCGUUACGUGAUGAAAAUUACUUGGGACUAUGAUUCUUCGACAGCAGCUAAAAAAUUACCUUAAUUUUGAAAAUUAAGGUAUCGAACUUUGAACAAAGGAGAAAACGAAGCACGAUCGUGUUCUACAAGUAUCUUAUCAGUGUAUAAACAACACUGAAAGAUUUUUCAAUAUUAAAUACAUUUUGCGUGUUGUCGGCGAUAGAUUAUCCAAAGUUUGAAUUUGUUUCUAUAUAUCUUUGUAUGAUAAAUAUAAUAGAUUUAUAUAAGUAUAGAUACAUAUAUAUAGAUAUAUAUAUGUAUAUAUAUAUAUAUAUAUAUAUAUAUAUAUAUAUAUAUAAUUUACGAUUUCAUAAUUAGAUUUUUUGUGCAAAUGCAGUGCUCAGAACUUCUUCUUCUUCUUCAUCUUCUUCUUCUUCUUCUUCUUCUUCUUCUUCUUCUUCUUCUUCGUAAUUCACCGAUGCUCAUAUUAUGUUUUAAUUUAGUAGUUUUUACAGAGAGUUUAUUAACUAUUAAUUACAACUUUUAUACGUCGUGUGAUCAUUUCACUUCAAUUCCAAAGUUUUUCAUUUCUUCGGAUGGGUAUUCCUUUUGAUUGUGUAAGAAGAGAAGAAAGAGAAAAGCUAUAUCGUGAUACGUACCCAUCUACUUCUAAAAGAAUCAGUCAUUUUAAGAAUAGGUGCCGUUACUGCCACUUCGAAAUCAAACAAAGAAACAAUUGAUCACAAUGAUGAGCUUCUUGAAAUGCAAUAUUAAGAAACUUUUGUUUCACUUGUAUUUUUAUUUUUAUUUUAUUUUAUUCUAUUCUAAUCUAAUCUAAUCUAAUCUAAUCUAUUCUAUUCCAUUCUAUUCUUUUUUCAAUUAUAAAUUUAACGACGAAAAUUAAAGUUAAAUUAAUGUACUCCGCGAUUAAGGAAAAUAAAAAGAAAAAAGAAAAAAAAGAAAAAAGAUUUAUGUUACUUUGUUACGCGAAUUGUCUAAAUGGAUAAAGAACGUGACAGAGAAGGAACGGUCCUACGUCUGGAAUAUUUCACAUGGAUUUAAAACGUUUUGAUUUGAUGUAAGCUUAAAGAAUGAAAGCAAAAAAAAAAAGGAACAAAAGGUUAUAUGACUAUAUUGUUCAAGUGAAGAGAAGGGGAUUAAUUACGCGGUGCAUUUUAUACGCGUAAUACAUUUUAUACGAAUUUAGAUGGUAUAUAUUCGGAUAUAUAAAUACACUCUUAGAGCUAUCGUCGGGACUUAGAGAUAAUAAAUACUUUCGUUAGUUUUAAAAUCUGUUGCGAGAUCGAGUGCAAUAUGGCUAAGCCUUUUUCCGCUUAAUAUAUGAAUCCGUAACAGUUACCUUUCUCUCUCUCACUCCUCGCUCUCUCUCCCUCCCUCCCUCCCUCUCUCUCUUUUAUUUACUUUUCUCUCUCUCUCUCUCUCUUUUAUUUACUUACUCUUCUCUCUCUCUCUCUCUUUCUCUCAUUCACUUACUCUCCUCUCUCUCUUUAUCAAUCUUUAUCUAUCUUUAUCUAUUUUCUCUCAUUCACACUCCCCCACCCCCUCUCUUUCUGAUACUGGAAAUGUUGUAUUGAUUUCGAGCGAAUAAAUAUAACCGAUAAGCGUCGACAACUUAACUAAGUUUUACACAUACACGGGGAAUAGACUGUUACAUUAACAAAAAUAAAUAAAUAAAUAAAUCAGGGAAUUCGGUUAUUAAAUUUAAUUCGCAACGAUCGAAGUAAAAAAAAAUAAAAAAAAAAAAUAAAACAUACAAAGAAAAAGAAGCACAUUUUGUAUCGUCUUAUCUAAAAAAACAAAAAAACAAAAAAACAAAAAAAAACAAAAAGGACAAAAAAAAUAUAUUCUCUCCUGAUAACACUAGCGAUCAUUGUAUAAGGCCAUAUAUAUUUCAUAUUUACUAUUAAGAUAAAUGGAAACGUGCACUUGUUAGUGUGACAUCACUGACAUUUAGUUACCACGUUGUCUUAACGCAAAACGGACUUUUUAUUAGAUGAUAAUGCGUCUGAUUUGUAAAAGAGAAAAAUAAAUUAGGGUUUUAAGUGACUGUCACAUUGCCAGGUUUACAUUGAUUAUAAUUAUGUAUGAUAUAAUAUAUCAUUAAAAAUUAUUAUAUCUCGCGUACAUAUGUCGGUAUGGAGUUUACAUGCGUUAUAAUUACGUUCGAUGCUCUUAUUAGAGAUUUAGAAUUAAUAUAAUAUAUUACGAUAUAAAUAUAUAAAUAAAGAUCUAUAUAUAUAAAUAAAUAUAUAUAUAUAUAUAAAUAUAUAUUACUAAAUAUAUUCAAACAGUUAGAUAUCACUUACUAUUUUAAAAUAUCGAAAAAAAAAAUAUAAAACAGGGGACGACAAGCGCGCAGCAUUGGGGAGCUUUAGUCGCCCUGCGGCUAAAUAAUAUACAUACUUCGCUAAUGUUCUUCAGAGAAAAGAGAUAAGAAAAAAAAAAACUAUGUGAAAAGUUCCAUAACAGCGUGUGUGUCUAAUGUUUAAAAGAUGCGGAUAAAAAUAUAUAUAUAUGUAUAAUAUAUAUAAAUGCUCGUGCGCGCUUAUAUAUACACACACAUUACGAAUAGAGCAUAUAUAAACAUGAUGCGAUCGUAUGUCAAUGGACGAUAAAAACCGAUGAUCUAUGGGAUUAUUCAUAUCUCUGCUAUAUGAUAGUGUAAAGAAUUUAAAAACCCUAACGUUAACUUGUCACGGCCCCCCCCCUUACAUAUUACCGCUAGUAGAAUGUAACAUGGAAUAAAAAUUGAAAUAAUGUUUAUAUGAAUUAAUAAUAAUUAAUAUUAUAUAUAAUAUCAUACGUUUUAUAUAUAUAUAAAUAUAUAUGUAUAUAUAUAUAUAUAUAUAUAUAUAUAUAUAUAUAAACACACACAAGAAUAAAACACUAAGAGUUGGUUCAUGCUUUUAAGAAAAUUUAGUUGUGAGCUUGUUUAACAAAUAAAAAAUCGAUUAUAAAUAAAAAAGAAACGCAGCUGGCGAAAAUCAGAGACCCGUUUCUUCUCUAUGAGUCGAAGCGAAAUUCGUCGCGAGUUACACGCAAUUUACUUUGAAAAUAAUAUUGUGAGAUCAUUUUUGUCGACGUUUUCUUCUUUUCUUUAUUGUCGUCAACAAAUAUUGUUCUCCUUUCUAUUUCUGUUUCUUCUCUUCUGUUUUUUCUUUCCUUGUCUCUUCGAAACUGCGUUAACCCGCUGUACUAUGAUUUAAGUCGUAAUGGCACGUGCCAAAGUUGCUGUCAAUGUUGCUCAUCCGUUUGUAAAAAAUCGAACCAAGAGUUUCAUUCUGGUUUCUGAUGUCUGACUCUUAAAGUAUGUAGCACGUGUUUCGGACGAUAUUAUAGGGCAAGAGGUUAACAUUCUUUUUCCAUUGAUAUCGUAUGAACUCUGCGACUAGAAAAAUGCUUGUACGUCAUAGCUUCGACUCAAAGCGAAAUAUGGUGAAGGAAAGUUUUCAGAAUAUGAUUUACUUUAGAUAGAACAAAAUAUUAUGUAUAGAAUUUUAUUAUGCACCAUUGUAAUAUUAUGUAUCCCAGUUGUGACACAAUAUACACUGGUGUUAUGUUAAAUGUGACAA
This is a messenger RNA of Vespula vulgaris, 7173 nucleotides long. RefSeq names its product zinc finger protein 665-like. Gene Ontology annotation, molecular function: RNA polymerase II transcription regulatory region sequence-specific DNA binding; DNA-binding transcription factor activity, RNA polymerase II-specific. Gene Ontology annotation, biological process: regulation of transcription by RNA polymerase II. The coding region runs from base 377 to 3412 and encodes 1011 amino acids. Gene Ontology annotation, cellular component: nucleus. The record is from RefSeq and is a predicted model, not a curated record. The transcript has 11 exons. NCBI's taxonomy places the organism in Eukaryota, Metazoa, Arthropoda, Insecta, Hymenoptera, Vespidae.